AUGUCUUAUGAUUUAAAUAUACCAUGGCCAAUCAACAAUUAUGAUAAAUCACCAACUUUACAACAAUUAACUAAUCUUCGAAAUAUUAUCAUCACCAAUUAUUCAUUAGGGAUAACUCAUCAAGUAAUUAAUUUUCAAAUAUCAUUGGAAUCAGUGAAAAUACCAAUUGCCACCACCAAUAAUAAUAUUAAUCCGAUUCCUAAAGAUCAAUUAUUAAAUGAAUUAUUACCAAAAUUCCCCAAAUUAAAAUUAUUUACUCGAUUAACAUUAGUAGUUAAUGAUUCAUCAAAAUUACCUCAACUUGGUAAAUUACAAAAUCAUUUUGAUAUAAUUGCUUUACAACCAUUAAAUGAAAAAGUAUUACAAUUAUCAAUAUUAAAUUUAGAUAUUGAUUUAAUUUCAAUAAAUUUAUCAUCAAAAUUAUCAUUUUAUUUAAAAUUUAAAACUUUAAAUAAUGCUACUGAAAAAGGUAUAAAAUUUGAAAUUUGUUAUAGUCAAUUAAUAUCUGGAAAUAAUAAUAAUAGUUGUGGUGGUUAUGUGGAUGAUUCAAUUAAUGCCAAUUUAAUUAAAAAGAAUUUUUUCAAUAAUGUAUUACAAUUAAUUCGUGGUUGUAGAUCAAGAGGAAUAAUUAUAUCAAGUGGAGCUCAAAAUCCUUUACAAUUAAGAAAUUUAUCGGAUAUUUUAAUUUUAUUGAAAACUUUAAGUUCUUCACCUUUAGAUUUAUCGAAAAAUAAUUGUCAAAAAUUUAUUACUAUUAAUCCUCAAAGAGUAUUAAUUAAUGGGAAAUUAAAACAAAAAUCUUAUCGACAAACUAUUGUUGUUAAUAAUAAUAGUGAUUUGUUACAAGAUAAUAAACCACAGAAAGAAUCAACUGGUGGCAGUAGUAGUAGUAGUAGUAGUGGUGGUGGAGGGUUUAAAAAGAAAUUAGAUGAUACUUCAUCUGGACGAUUAUUGAAAAAAAGGAAAACAAAAUAA
This is a messenger RNA of Candida dubliniensis CD36, 975 nucleotides long. RefSeq names its product RNA-binding RNA processing protein (gene RPP1). Gene Ontology annotation, biological process: tRNA processing. Lineage: Eukaryota; Fungi; Ascomycota; Pichiomycetes; Serinales; Debaryomycetaceae. Gene Ontology annotation, molecular function: RNA binding. The record is from RefSeq and is a predicted model, not a curated record. Bases 1 to 975 code for a protein of 324 amino acids. Gene Ontology annotation, cellular component: nucleolar ribonuclease P complex. The transcript has a single exon.